CGCCAAAGCUCAGACAGAGAUCACGCUUCGGUAUAAUAACAAAGUACUGUAGACUGUAGUCACAAUCAGUCUGCGUGUUAGUUUAUUUGUUCGAUAAGCGCAAAUAAACUUGCGUCGGUUAUUGGGGUGGCGGCACAUCGGUGCACGUCAAGGAUCGUAUCUUGUGGAUUUUCCUCAUUUUCACUGUUUCCCUGACUGGAUCAGCGAAACGCCGCGGCGAUAGUGGAGUGGGUGCACUGGAUAACCUUGUUGCGCUAUCUAUAGCGUGGUGGCUAGCAAGGGAAGAGGAUCACCCAGCCAGCUGAUAAAAUAUUUCUUCAGAUUGAACGGUGGAUCAUAGCACGCUCAACCAACGGAUUUUUGUUGCACUUGUUUAAAUAUGCUGCUGUCGAAGUUUGGCUCAUUUUCUCAUAUCUGCAGUCCGACGAGUAUGGAUCAUUUACCCGUGAAAAUACAGCUCCAACCAGUUAAAAUAGACAAGGAGCCAUUUGAGAAAGUGUAUCAAGUCGGGUCAGUCCUGGGUAGCGGUGGAUUCGGAACAGUCUACGCCGGUAGUAGGAUCUCCGAUGGUUUACCGGUUGCUGUUAAACAUGUGGCAAAGGAACGGGUGACCGAGUGGGCUACUAUUAACGGUACGGUGGUACCUUUGGAAAUUCUGCUUCUGAAGAAAGUUGGAACAUCGUUUCGAGGGGUUAUAAAACUGCUGGAUUGGUAUGAAAGACCGGACGGCUGGCUUAUCAUCAUGGAGCGACCCGAACCCGUGAAAGACCUUUUUGACUUUAUCACUGAAAAGGGGGCAUUGGACGAGGCGACGGCCAGAGGAUUUUUCAGACAGGUCCUUGAAGCCGUUCGACACUGCUACAGUUGUGGAGUAGUGCACAGAGACAUUAAAGACGAAAAUCUCCUUGUAGAUCUUCGCACCGGGGAUUUGAAGCUCAUUGACUUUGGCUCGGGGGCGAUUCUCAAGGACACGGUCUACACCGAAUUCGACGGUACAAGAGUCUACAGUCCUCCAGAGUGGAUACGUUUCCAUAGAUACCACGGGCGCUCAGCAACCGUCUGGUCACUUGGUGUGCUGUUGUACGACAUGGUCUGUGGAGACAUCCCCUUCGAGCAAGACGAAGAAAUCCUUCGAGGCCGAUUGUAUUUCAGAAGGAGGGUGUCUGCUGAAUGUCAACAGUUGAUCAAGUGGUGCCUCUCCAUACGACCCAGCGACAGACCCACCCUAGAACAGAUCUUUGAGCAUCCGUGGAUGCGGCCAGCGGAAUCCUCCAAGGUGGAGGACAGCGACAUCCGGCUGAGGACCAUCGUCACAGACGCGUCGAGUACCAGUUCUAGCAAAGAGAGUCUCUGAGGAGAAACGGGGAGAGGAGGGGGGCCAGAGCUGGAAUGUUCUAAAGACUUUUGGGGCUGCAGUCAAGUCAACUCAAAGCCAUUGAUUGACUGGACUCUCCAAGAAAUACCAUUUCCUUUUUGUAGGGAAUCAUAAUUUAUUACAGCUUGCUCUUCCUUACCUUUCUUUUAUUUUCUCUCUCUCUUUUUAUAUAAUUCAUGUUUCCUAAUUGGGAACAGUUGCUGUUUUGGGCGGACUUGCCAGCACUAUUUAUUUUGUAUUUUUUUAUGUUCAAAAAGAUGUUACCAGACUGGUUUAUACAUAUUGGUCAAGCCUCCCUAUUCAGAUAUGGAUGCUCUCAUAGAGCUUUUUGGAGAAACACUUUUUAUUUAAAUGUUUUCAUUUGAUUUGGAGUGCCUUUUUGAAAGCCGCUGUUGGGGCCUUGCUUUCAACAUUUUUUGCUUUUUUUAUUUUGUUUUCCUUUUUUUUUGGUCUAUCCUAUUUCCCUUUUCCAGGCUUGUAUGUAAGUUGUUCCGUGGUUGGGGGCUAAACAAAUGUUUGUUUUUCUGAGUGAGGGCCUCCCCACUAUAUAAAGCAGAACAAAUUACCUCCCAGCCUUUUUUGGGGUCUCGUGAUGGAAAGAGGGGGGAUGAACGGCGUAGAAUACUUGAAACACACACUCACACUCACAGCAUCCCCCAAACCAUUAUAAUGCUGCUGCUCACUCACACAAGUUAGCCUCUCUACAGGUGGUUUGGAUGGCAGUUACUAUGUUAUUUUCUGAAUGUGUAUGACCUAUUUCAAAUAUAGCCUCUCAUACCCAGGUAUGGGUGAAGUGGCACCCCUCCCCCCCUUACCCCAUCUCACUGCUGAUAAUACAUUGCUCAAGCCUGGGGCAGUCUAGGCUGGGGUAAAGAUUGCACAAUCAAUGCAAUAUUCAUGGACUUCUUUUCUCCCUUUUUUUGUAUUUUUUUCAAAGCAAAAUCUUGUACAGUGUGUUUUUUUGUGUAUAUUAUAUUAUUAUUUUCCCUUGCAUUUAAUUUAUUUGUACCAUGUAGACAUUCCACAAUCUGUGGCUUAUUUAUUUUUUAUUUAUUGUCUUUGCUUAGAUCCCAGCAUUCGCAUAUCUUUACAUGGCCUUUUGUUUGCAUUCCUGUAGUACUAUUUUUUUACAUUUUGACAAAUAAAUGAAAAAAGUGGAGGAUGCACUGAAAGACGCUGUCAAUGUCAAAAGGAAUAAAAGCAAGGUUUACUUAAAAAUCAGAAGAGCAAUGAAUGUUAUUUAAUUACUUUACAGUUCAGAGGCUAUCAUAUGUUGUCUAUGGCAGAGUUAAUAUAUACAUAUACAUGUUGGGAAUACUUUGUGUAAUCACCAUUAAUAUAACUAGAUGCAAGCCUUUUAACAGUUUGCGUGGGGUGAGAGCUUUUUCUUGUCAGUAGCUAUGCAGCUUGAUGAUGAGGGUCUUCUCUUCAGACUGGCUGUAUGGAACGUAAUUGAGGUCCUAUUUUUUAUAUACAGCAUUUGAAUUAAAACAUGUUUUCUACAGAA
Engraulis encrasicolus (European anchovy) is the source of this 2882-nucleotide messenger RNA. It is a transcript of the gene pim3, whose product is annotated as Pim-3 proto-oncogene, serine/threonine kinase. The transcript is spliced from 6 exons. Gene Ontology annotation, cellular component: cytoplasm. The record is from RefSeq and is a predicted model, not a curated record. Gene Ontology annotation, biological process: negative regulation of apoptotic process; protein autophosphorylation; regulation of mitotic cell cycle. Lineage: Eukaryota; Metazoa; Chordata; Actinopteri; Clupeiformes; Engraulidae. Gene Ontology annotation, molecular function: protein serine/threonine kinase activity; ATP binding. The coding region runs from base 380 to 1354 and encodes 324 amino acids.